AUGGUAGAUGGACUGAAUACCUCGAACAUUAGGAAGAGAGCCAGGACUCUCUCCAACCCCAAUGACUUUCAGGAGCCUAAUUAUUUGUUGGACCCCGGUAAUCAUCCCUCAGAUCAUUUUCGAACUCGAAUGUCCAAAUUUCGGUUUAAUAUCAGAGAGAAGCUAUUAGUGUUUACGAACAAUCAAUCAUUUACGCUGAGCCGCUGGCAAAAGAAAUACCGUUCUGCGUUCAAUGACCUCUACUUUACCUAUACUUCCUUAAUGGGAUCGCAUACCUUCUAUGUCCUGUGUUUACCUAUGCCCGUGUGGUUUGGAUAUUUCGAAACUACGAAAGAUAUGGUUUAUAUCUUGGGAUAUUCUAUCUACUUGAGUGGUUUUUUCAAAGAUUACUGGUGUUUGCCUAGGCCUAGGGCACCACCAUUACAUCGGAUUACGUUAAGUGAGUAUACAACAAAGGAAUACGGUGCUCCAAGCUCGCAUACGGCGAAUGCUACAGGGGUGAGUCUCCUGUUUCUUUACAAUAUCUGGAGGAUGCAACAAUCCUCUGUCAUGCUUCAACUGAUGUUAUCAUGCGUGGUUUUAUUUUAUUACAUGACCUUGGUCUUUGGUAGAAUAUACUGUGGGAUGCAUGGACUAUUAGAUUUAGUAAGCGGUGGGCUCAUUGGAAUAGUAUGUUUUAUUGUUAGGAUGUAUUUCAAAUACAGGUUCCCGGGUUUACGCAUUGAGGAGUAUUGGUGGUUUCCUGUGUUUAGUGUAGGAUGGGGUCUUCUCCUUUUAUUCGAACACGUCAAGCCCGUAGACGAAUGUCCCUGCUUCCAAGACAGUGUUGCGUUCAUGGGUGUUGUGUCAGGCAUAGAAUGCUGUGAUUGGCUGGGCAAAGUAUUUGGAGUCACCCUAGUAUACAAUUUGGAACCUAAUUGCGGCUGGCGGUUGACCCUAGCCAGGCUACUGGUGGGUGUACCGUGUGUUGUUAUCUGGAAGUACGUAGUCAGCAAGCCGUUAGUCUACACGUUGCUGAUCAAGGUUUUCCAUCUGAAGGACGAUAGAAACAUUGCGGCAAGAAAGAGACUGGAGGCCACGCAUAAAGAAGGUGGAAGCAAGUACGAAUGCCCAUUGUAUAUUGGAGAACCUAAAAUUGACAUUCUGGGCAGGUUUAUUAUCUAUGCUGGUGUCCCAUUCACCGUUGUAAUGUGCAGCCCUGUCCUCUUUUCCCUCUUACAUAUAGCAUAA
Molecule: messenger RNA, 1230 nt
Organism: Saccharomyces paradoxus
Lineage: Eukaryota; Fungi; Ascomycota; Saccharomycetes; Saccharomycetales; Saccharomycetaceae
Gene: LCB3
Product: sphinganine kinase LCB3
Exons: 1
Coding region: 1-1230 (409 amino acids)
Cellular component (GO): endoplasmic reticulum membrane
Molecular function (GO): sphingosine-1-phosphate phosphatase activity
Source: RefSeq, a predicted model, not a curated record